Aspergillus mulundensis is the source of this 864-nucleotide messenger RNA. RefSeq names its product short chain dehydrogenase/reductase family. Gene Ontology annotation, molecular function: oxidoreductase activity. Lineage: Eukaryota; Fungi; Ascomycota; Eurotiomycetes; Eurotiales; Aspergillaceae. The transcript has 3 exons. The record is from RefSeq and is a predicted model, not a curated record. Bases 1 to 864 code for a protein of 287 amino acids.
AUGGAUGUCCAAAGCCUAUUCGACGUCAAGGGCAAAGUGGUGCUGGUCACCGGCGGCGCCAAAGGUAUUGGCCGCAUGAUCUCCGAAGGCUACGUCACCAACGGCGCAACCGUAUACAUCUCGUCCCGGGACGCCAAGGCGUGCGACCAAGCCGUUCAGGAGCUCAAUGCGCUCGGCAAGGGCAAAGCGCACGCUAUCCCGGCGGACUUCUACAAGGAGGAGGAUAUCAGGAAGCUUGCGGAGGAGCUGGGGAGGAGGGAGAGCAAACUCCACGUCCUCGUCAAUAACUCCGGCUCAAACUGGGGCGCGCCAUAUGACGAGUACCCGUCUGCGGCGUGGACGAGGGUCCUCACGUUAAACCUCCACCGUGUAUUUGACCUUACGAAGCUCGUUACGCCUCUGCUAGAGAAGGCCGCGGCGCCCAAUGACCCUGCUCGAAUCAUCAAUAUUGGAAGUGUUGAUGGGUUGCGAGUUCCUGCGUUGGAGACUUUCGCGUACAGCGCUAGCAAGGCGGGCUUGCAUCAUAUGAGCCGGGUGCUUGCGAAUCAUUUGGGGAAGAGGAAUAUCACGUAUGUGGAUGAACCCGCUACCGGGUUGCUCGCCGCUCUUGAGGUGAUAAUGAUGCUGAUACUGACCGCUUCUAGAUCGAAUACUCUCGCCUGCGGCCCAUUCCAGAGUAAGAUGAUGGCAGCGACAUUGAAGAGCUUCCAGAACGAGAUCGAGGCUGGCAUUCCGCUAGGACGUAUUGGAACGCCGGAGGAUGUCGCGGGUGCUUGUCUGUUUUUGAGUAGUCGGGCUGGAGCGUACAUCAAUGGGUCGACUAUCACGGUGGAUGGGGGAAGUGUUGUGGCUGCCAAGCUGUAA